AUGACCUGCCCCGACUGCGGGGGUACUUUUGUCUGGGACGACGACGUCUGCUCAUCCAUCUGCACAAAAUGUGGUACCUUGUCUAAUUCUGCUCAGUAUGUCCUUGCUUCCCAUACAGAAUCUCACGACUCUUCCGUGCGCCAGUUUCAACCUACUUCAUGGCUUUCCUCCUCUGCGGCUCCUCUCAAAAAUAUUCACAAACAGGGAUGGAAUCUUGCUGGGCAGCACAAAGAAGCGCGUGACAGAGGGAACGCUAUCGCCAUGAGCAUUUUCAUCACUUCUGUCCUGACCAAAUUGAAAAAUCCCGGUCUAUCCCCACGUGCGGAAGCAAUCUUUACACAAGCUAUGGCAAAAGGAAAAUACAGGUGGGGACGCAAGGCAAAGCUAGCUGCCGGUGCAUCCAUGGCUAUUGCCCUACGUGAGGCACACAAGUCGGAUUCCCUCCGCGACAUUGCCUUUUUCCUUGAUGACUCACCACUGUCUCUGUCGCGUGCAUUCGUAGCCGUGGUAUCUCUUCUGGAUUUUGACCUAAGUUCAUCAGACCCAGUUGUCCAUCUUCCCAUCCUCCUGUCUCAUCUUCAGUCCUUAUUACAUCCUGAGUCUUCCACUUCUCAUCUACCUCCAGAUCUCGUCGCCAUCCUCACACCAUUGUCGUCUCAUGCGGUAUUGCGUACUGCUACGUCCCUAUCGGGUAUUAUCAGCCGAGAGGCUUGCGCUAUACCCGUACUACAGUCUCCCACCCCUCCUAUCGCCUGUGCAAUGCUCAUUCUCGCACUUGAAGCGGAAACGCGCAGCCCCCUGCCACACCUAAGUGAGCUCGCCAACGCGCUCGCGUCGCGCUUUGGCUUUGCGCGUGGUGUAGUUACAUCGCGUUACAAAGCAUCCUAUGAUUUAAUCGAGGAAUGGAUUCGGGAAGUCCCUUGGCUCGAUCAGUUCGUAUACAAGGGAAAGGGUCGUGGUGCUUCUGCUCGGUCGAAAGUUCCGAAGCGUUCGAUUGUUGCGAAGGGAAUCAUAGACGUCAUUCAAUUUCAAGAGGAGAUAUGGACGAAGAAAAUGUCCGCUCUCGGAAAGGCUAGUAUCGUAAUUGAGGCGGAUCCGGCAGAUGAAGACGGCAAGAGGGAUGAGGAGGCGUUUUUCUCGGAGACAUCUCUAAUCAGCGAGCCUCCUGAGCUUUGUCAUCACCAGCCCCGCAAGAAACGAAAGACAAAGGAUCAUAGCGUCGAGGAUGCAUAUCAUUUUCUACUCGAUCCUUUGUCCGCGAAAUCUUACACUCUGUCAAAUCCUAUGGUACCCGAGGACCCGAGCGCUUCGACAACGCGUUCUGAUACUUCCUCACCUAUCUUAACAUUGCCAACUCAUUCCCCUUCUCGUCUCCAGCUACUGGCUCUCAACCGAGGGUGGCGGCUAUUUGUAGAGGGUGAACUAGAAGAGCUUCUUCGAAAUAGCGAGGAACAAGAGGCCUUGAAGCCACUAUUCAGACUGCAGUGGCAAGAAGAAGAUGACACAGUCGCGCACCACGCAGAUCGCGGACAACAAACUGCCAGAAUGGAGGCGAGUCGGGGUUCAGGGCGCGUCGAUAUGGCAGCUCUGGCGCGUAUUCUAAGCGGGGAGGAGGUCGUUGAUGACGAGGAGUGUGAGCUCGAAAGUGGAUUAUUGGCGCCGGCGACGCCAAGACACGUUCAAUCAGAUGCUGCCGAGGAGGUAAGCGCUUGGCGGCCCCUCUCGCCCGGGAAUGCUUUUUCGAAGCACUGCACCAGUAUGGAUAGGUACGAAGAGGAGUACUGA
Messenger RNA from Suillus subalutaceus, 1785 nucleotides. RefSeq lists its product as uncharacterized. The record is from RefSeq and is a predicted model, not a curated record. Lineage: Eukaryota; Fungi; Basidiomycota; Agaricomycetes; Boletales; Suillaceae. The coding region runs from base 1 to 1785 and encodes 594 amino acids. The transcript is spliced from 4 exons.